UUUUGUCUGUCAUCCAUUGAAAGCUUUUGCUACGGCGGAGCCUCAACAUUUGUUCUGUCAUUUCAACUCCCAAUUCCAACUCCUUUCCUCUCUCUCUCUUUGCUCUUUAUUUCUUCAAAAGACCCUGCGCCUCUCUUCAUUUCAUCUUCAAAACAACUUAAAAUUUUUCAAACAAAACGAAGAUGAAGAUCCGUUUAUUGUUGCUUGUGUUCUUGUGUUUUUUGUUUCAUAUGUGUUACUCUUCUGUUACCAUUGUUGUUGAUGGUGUUUCAGAUUGGAAAGAUCCCUCUGUCCAUAUUGGAGAUUCCAUCAUUUUCAAGCACAAGUUUCAUUAUGAGCUCUUCAUUUUCCGUGAUCAAAGAGCUUUUGAUCUUUGCAAUUACACUCAUGCCACUCUUCUCACCAAACCCAAUUCCACUUCAUUCAUGUGGCAUCCAUCAAGGCUUGGCAUUUUCUUCUUUUCCUUCAACAAUGGCUCUAAAAGCUCUUGCAAUGGCUCUCAAAAGUUUGCUGUGAAGGUCUCUGCUUCAUCUCCGCCUCAAAGUUCCCACCUUUCUCCACAUAACCCUCCAAUGGCGGCUCCGGCACCGGUUUCCAAUGGAGUUUUGCCGUCUACUCCGGCAUACCCUUGGCCGUUUCACCCUCGGCAGGGGGCGUCGUCGCCAAGUCCGUCGCCGGGAAUGCCGCCGAGUGCUAGUGUGCCGUUGACGGUGCCGGCGAAAGGAGGAGGUAUGGCGUUUAUUAACAGUAAUCCGGCGGUUCCACUUCCCACCGGCGAAGUGGAUACGGCCACUAUUCGACCUUUGCAAACAUCGAACGAUGGAACUCAUAGGAAUGUGCAGGUAAUUAUGGCAAUUCCUCUUCUACUUAAAAUGACUUUAAUUUCAAUCUUGUUUCUAUAGAAAUAGAAAGAGAGAUGUGAUUUGAUUUUAGAGUAUCCCAAUUUUUGUGUAAAAAAAAUGAUGAAGGUAAUGUUUUAGAAUGGUUGAUGAUGAUGAGAUACAAUCAAUCAAUGCAUUUGGAUUUU
Messenger RNA from Cucumis melo (muskmelon), 1027 nucleotides. RefSeq lists its product as uncharacterized. The record is from RefSeq and is a predicted model, not a curated record. NCBI's taxonomy places the organism in Eukaryota, Viridiplantae, Streptophyta, Magnoliopsida, Cucurbitales, Cucurbitaceae. The transcript has 4 exons. Bases 183 to 902 code for a protein of 239 amino acids.